Malania oleifera is the source of this 2029-nucleotide messenger RNA. Its product is annotated as diphosphomevalonate decarboxylase 2-like. Gene Ontology annotation, biological process: isopentenyl diphosphate biosynthetic process, mevalonate pathway; isoprenoid biosynthetic process. The transcript is spliced from 10 exons. Bases 511 to 1776 code for a protein of 421 amino acids. Gene Ontology annotation, cellular component: cytosol. NCBI's taxonomy places the organism in Eukaryota, Viridiplantae, Streptophyta, Magnoliopsida, Santalales, Ximeniaceae. The record is from RefSeq and is a predicted model, not a curated record. Gene Ontology annotation, molecular function: ATP binding; diphosphomevalonate decarboxylase activity.
AAAUUUUCAUAAAGACAACAUUAAUUUCCGAAAGAUGAAAUCAUUGCAUGGGUUUUUCAAGCCAUUCAAUUUUCAGGUAUUCAAACGCAGCCUGCGCAUCUAUACGUCAAGCAUUCAACCAUCAUCAAGAAGUAAAGUGGGCUUCGUCACUCUCAUCCUCUUCCUAUAUAAACCCCCCUUUUCCAUUUUGGCUGCCAUUAUUGGUGAUGUCCUCUAGGCUCUAGGAUACUUCCUUGAAGCUGUAAGAUCUGGUCCGAAUCCAUCUCAUGUUGGUACCCUUUUCGCGCUGAUCGUUGAUUCUCUCCAUUUUCUCUCAUUUUCCUUCAUUUUCCCGCUUUUUUUCUUUCCCGUCACCAUCCUCGAGGAAAUCGUCCGGAACAUUGUUUUGUAGUCCGCUCUGCAUCUUCUUGCCACCGCCCUCUGUCCCAGUUCGGGUUUCCAUAGAUUCAGUGUCGUCGUUCUUCGUAUGAGAUAUAUUUGAAUUCACUUGAAUCUGCUCUGUUCUUCGAUAUGGCCGAUAAAUCGCAGAAAUGGGUGUUGACGGUGACGGCCCAGACGCCGACCAAUAUUGCCGUGAUCAAAUACUGGGGCAAGAGAGAUGAAACCUUGAUUUUGCCUGUAAAUGACAGUAUCAGUGUUACGCUGGAUCCGAAUCAUCUGUGCACGACCACCACCGUGGCCGUCAGUCCUAGCUUUGAGAAAGAUCGGAUGUGGCUCAAUGGCAAGGAAAUUUCUCUCUCCGGCGGUAGGUAUCAGAAUUGUUUGAGGGAAAUUAGGAGUCGAGCUAGCGAUGUUGAGGAUGAGGAAAAGGGUAUUAAGAUCGUGAGAAAGGAUUGGGAGAAAUUGCAUGUACAUAUUGCUUCCUAUAACAAUUUUCCAACUGCUGCUGGGUUGGCUUCUUCUGCUGCUGGGUUUGCUUGUCUUGUUUUUGCUCUUGGAAAGUUGAUGAACUUGAAGGAAGAUCAGGGGAAACUUUCUGCUAUUGCAAGGCAAGGUUCUGGCAGUGCUUGUCGCAGUUUAUUUGGUGGCUUUGUCAAGUGGAUCAUGGGAAAUGAUGAGAAUGGAAGUGAUAGCAUUGCUGUUCAGCUUGUAGAUGAGAAGCACUGGGAUGAUCUUGUUAUUGUUAUUGCUGUGGUAAGCUCGAGGCAGAAGGAAACUAGUAGUACUACAGGAAUGCGUGAAAGUGUUAAAACAAGUUUGCUUUUACAGCAUAGAGCUAAGGAAGUAGUUCCAAAACGCAUACUUCAAAUGGAAGAAGCCAUCAGAAACCGUGAUUUUCCAUCUUUUGCACAGCUGACUUGUGCUGACAGUAACCAGUUUCAUGCAGUCUGCCUGGAUUCUUCUCCCCCUAUAUUCUACAUGAAUGAUACAUCCAACAGGAUAAUCAGCUAUGUUGAGAAGUGGAAUCGUUCUGAAGAAACACCUCAGGUAGCGUAUACUUUUGAUGCUGGGCCAAAUGCAGUUCUAAUUGCACGUAACAGGAAGGUUGCUGCAGCUUUGCUUCAAAGGCUGCUCUUCUACUUCCCUCCACAUGAGGAUACUGAUUUGAACAGUUAUGUUAUUGGUGAUAAAUCGAUACUACAAGAUGCUGGGCUUAAGGGGAUGAAGGAUGUGGAAGCUUUGCCGCCACCUCCAGAAAUCAAGGAUAACGAUCCAGCCCGGAAGUACAAAGGUGAUGUUAGUUAUUUCAUCUGCACAAAGCCAGGGAGAGGGCCUGUUUUGCUUUCUGAUAAAAGUCAGGCUCUCCUUGAUCCUGAAACGGGGCUGCCCAAGUAACCUAAGAGGGCAAUUUUUCCUGCAUCUGUUCGCUUUUUGGGUUACCCUAUAUUUCCCCUUGGUGAGAAGUAACCCUCUUAGAUGUCUUUUCUGGUGUGCUAGAUGUCUUGCAAAUUUUGUGUUGUUUUUGUCAUGUAUUUGUAAUUUUUUUUUCUUGGGUAGUUCUAUCCAAAUAAUGUCCGUUCUGUUGUUGACAUGAUAGUGAAUAAUUUGUUUUUGCUCAAGUAAUUAUAGCUUUUUCGAACUUCCAAAA